AUGACAGAAAUAGAGGGGAAAGCCUUACGGCCUCACUCAAAGUCCAGAGGCGGCUGCAGAGUUUGCAAACAACGACGAGUCAAGUGCAACGAAGGUCGUCCAAAAUGCGACUCUUGCAACCGCCGCGAAGAACAAUGUGAUUACAUUGACGAGCCGCCUCGAAGCCGAAAGGCAAGACACGAACCAGUACGAAGUCCAUCUUCGGCAAGAUACAAUUCUUCAUCUCCUAUCCACGAACGCCCCCCAUGCCCGCUUGAGGAUUUCAGAGUUGCAAGUUCCCGAGAAACAUCAGAGCGUCGACUACUCGAAAUAAGACUAGUGCACCAUUUCUUAACUUCGACAGUGCAAGAUAACUUCCUGUCUAUUCACGAUAAAACCAUGUCUGAGAUAUGGCUCAGGGUAGCACCUGCUCUUGCUUUGGGCCACCCAUUCCUGAUGCAUUCUAUCCUGUCAAUUGCAGCGCUUCAUAUUACUAAAACUCAUCCGGGCUGCGCAGACAUGAGCAGAACAUAUCGCCUAUAUUUCAACGCAGCACUUAGUCAACAUAGAGAAGCAGUUCGAAAUCUCAACUCGUUCAACGCGGAAGCAGCUUGCAUAUCUGCCAUUCUAAUAUCACUUCCGCCAAUCGCAUUACUACAAGACCCCGAGUUCCAGGAGCCCACUAUGUAUUCGCCCCCAGUCCACAUCUUCAACCUCCUCGCCGGCAACAUCCCCCUCUUCACCUCAGCUCUUCCCUUCAUCUCACCAACAAGCCAAGUAAACACCGUGAUCAACACAACCCCAACACAUCUCCACCAAUCCACCUCCUUCAUCCUCAUUCCCCAUUUCAUGGCCCUCCUCCAGUCCGAUCCCUGUCCAUCCCCGGAAACGCAAUUCGCUUACCAUUCCGCCCUCCAGUACAUAAGCUUCAUCCUCUCGCAAAUCAGCGCCGGGCUCAACUCCAUCCAGCUCCGCGAACUGUGGCUUGCAUUCCCGACUUUCGCACCGCCGCUAUUUGUUGAAGGAUUGAGAACGCGCGAUCCGAAAGCGCUAGUCAUUCUAGCUUAUUUCUUUGUGCUGGCGAGGACGAUGGAUGAUGUAUGGUGGAUGAAGGGAAUUGCCGAGAGGGAGGUCCUGGGUGUUGUCAGUGUUUUGCCCGGGGGGUGGACGUGGGCGAUGGAGUGGGCGAUGGAGAGGUUGGACUUGUGA
Messenger RNA from Glarea lozoyensis ATCC 20868, 1188 nucleotides. Its product is annotated as Zn2/Cys6 DNA-binding protein. NCBI's taxonomy places the organism in Eukaryota, Fungi, Ascomycota, Leotiomycetes, Helotiales, Helotiaceae. Gene Ontology annotation, biological process: regulation of transcription by RNA polymerase II. Gene Ontology annotation, molecular function: DNA-binding transcription activator activity, RNA polymerase II-specific; zinc ion binding. The coding region runs from base 1 to 1188 and encodes 395 amino acids. The transcript has 2 exons. The record is from RefSeq and is a predicted model, not a curated record.